CCCGACCAGUGAAUAUUCUCAUGGUUAGAGCUGUGUGAAUUCCACACGUGAAACAACUCCUCAGGAAACCAGUGUAUAGCACGAGUUUAGAUUGGAAAUUAUAUGAUAACAAUAACCACAGCAAUCAUUCAUAAUCAUCUGGGUAGAUAAACCAGAGGAGCAUGGGAGCGCAAAGUCUCGCCCAGAUCCCUCUGUUGCAGCGCGUGACGCAAGGGGCGCUGAGGAGGCACAGGCAACAACAGCCACAGAACAACGCCGGAUCACAUAACGUGCGAUUCCAAGACGACAGCCAAAGGCAGAGCGGGAAUGGGAGGCCGCUGUACAGGAGAGCAGAUUCCGUCAGGGAGAGAUACGCACAGCUCAAUGACUCGACCCAGGGCUACAAAUACACGGAAAAACUCCUUCAGCUGGUUGGUGAUGAGAAGUAUGCCGAGGUGAAGACCUUCCUGGAGGAGGGGGCGGACGUUAACAUUAAAGACGAAGGGACGGACACAACCGCAUUACACAUAGCGGCUUCGAACGGGUUCACUGGAAUACUCAAGUUGUUGUUGGAUGAGGGAGCAUACGUCAAUGCUCAAGACAACACUGAACAAACGCCUCUGCAUUUUGCUGUGCGGAAGGACCACAUCGACUGCUGCCAGUUACUGCUGGAGCAUCCGAAUAUCGAUGUCAAUCUGUGCAACAAAGAACGUAAUACCAUACUGCACGUAGCUGCCAAGGAGGGCAGAUAUGACAUUUGUAACAUGAUUCUAGAUCAAUCGCAGCUUCGUGUUAAUCUCAAAAACAAGCGAGGCAUGACGGCCUUGCAUCUCGCAGCUCAGGAGAAUCAACCACGGGUGUUGCAGCUCCUUCUGGAAAAGGGGGCUAUAGAUUGGAAAAUCCAGGAUUCUAAUUUCUACUUGGCUCUUCAUUACGCGGCACAGAAAGGGUUUCCCAAAUGUUGUGAAGUAUUGAUGUCUUCAGAUAUUAAAGAUAACAAAGUCAAGCAGCUUUCAACUUGUUUGAAAGAUGGCAAAACAGCUCUUAUGCUAGCUGCAAAAAAUGGGCACCAUAGAUGUUGUGAGAAUCUAACAUUAAACAAUAUCAAUGCGAAGGAUAAGUCUGGCACAACCGCCUUGCAUUAUGCAGCAUAUGGAGGCUACGAAAUCACAGUAUCUGAACUGCUUGCAAUGGGAGCGAACCCGAACACGCAGAACAAGAAAGGCAGCGCCCCAGUCCUUGAUGCCGCGUCGAAGAAGAGACCGGGCUGCCUGAAAGCCCUACUUGCCAAGGAAGCGAAUCUGAGUGUCUUCGAUAAGCAAGGAAAAGGCGUCCUUCACUACGCAGCUGAGAAGAAUGCCGAGGAAUGCUUGGGACUGUUGUUAGAAAUUCCGAGUGUACUGUCAAUCCUGGACCGAAAAGACAAGGACAACUGCACUGCACUCCACUUAGCCAUCAAGCGGGAGGGAGUCGAAUGUGCCCUCUUGCUGCUGGAGAAGGGCUCCUCGGCGACGGAGGAGUGCGUGGGCGGGAAUACCCCCCUUCACCUCGCUGCGGACAAAGGGUAUACGAUCAUAUGUGAGAAACUAUUCGCAAUGCCGGGAGUGCAAGUUAGUAAAGAGAAUGAAAUGAAAGCAACGCCCUUGCAUUUAGCAGCAUUGCACGGAUCGGUAGAUGUUUGCCAGAUGCUGCUACGGAGAGGGGCGCGACAGACGGCGGUCGACGUACACGGACGGACGGCUCUGCACUUGGCGUCCGGGAAGGGAAAUGCCAACGUGGUCAAGUUCCUGUGUCGGAAAGGAGUCCCGAACAAGGCGAAGGAUGACACCGGGUCGAAUGCAUUGCAUCUUGCGGCUGUGUCGUCAGAAGACGCGCUAGAAUGUUGCAAAAUCCUGACAGCCAACGCAAAGGCACUUAACUGGGAUACAGAUCGAGACCAGAAGUUACCUAUCGACAGAGCCUUCGAAAGUGGGCAUGACGAAAUUUUCAAACUUCUACUGAAGAAAUUAGUGUUCAAGGAUAAUCAAGACAGUCGAAUGCUGACUCUGCAUAAGUAUAUGCAUGAAGCAUUACUCACGAACAGACUAAGUAUUGUGGAAGCCAUCAUAGACAGUGAGUGGUGGGAAUCAGGGUUUAUUGGGAAAAAUGGCCACCACUGUGAGAAUUUCCGGAUACUGGUGAUGUUUUACCCGGAGUUAGCCCUGAAAGUUCAAGAAAAGUGUGUUGAGCGCGUUUCAAACUUGGAGACACGAUAUGAUUUCAGGCUGUAUAAUGAUAACUAUUAUAUUCCAGCAGAUACGGAAAAACGUGCAAUCAGCCCCUUCGACCAGGCCACAGGAUCCGUUCUACCGAAGGCACGGCAAUUCACUGACGGUCUGGCAUGGAAGAACUCACAUCCUCUGGCACUCAUGGUCUCCCACCACCGCUACCAGAACCUGUUGCAUCCUCUCUCCAAGGCGUGGAUGUUGCAACAGUGGAGGUCUUAUGCUUACAAGAUCUUCCUACUUCUUCUGACGCAUGAGCUGUUCUUUGUCGGCAGUCUGAUCGGGUUUAUGGCUUGUGUCGACAACUGGAAUCAAAUUGAAUUACGCUGCAACUUCACCAAAGAUGCAUUCAUUAACGCCUCAGAAGAAUAUGACUUUUUGAGUAAUGACACAAAAGCUCAAUUUGAUGAGUGCAAUGCAUCCCUUCACACCAAAUCUGCAUUAUGGAUUGCAUUAAUUCUUGCCAUGUGUUUCAUGUUGAUUUUGGAAUCCAAUUUCUUAUUCAGGCUGAAGAAGGAAUACUUCUUCCUCACAGGAAAUCUGGUGCGAGUCCUUCGUUCAGCUUGCACUCUGGUCACCCUGAUUCCCCAAACACUCUGUCAGUACAAUUACCUUGUGUUAAACAUUCUGCAGUGGCAAUUUGGUGUAGCAGCCCUCCUCCUAGCCUGGCUUCAUCUCAUAAACACACUCAAUGAACUGCCAAUGUUGUCUGUCUUUAUGCCCAUCACAAACAGUUUCAUGAAGAGCUUCUUGAAGGUUCUCUUCUACAUCAUUAUGCUUGUAUUUGUCUUUGCCUUCAUCUUUCAUCUCCUCCUUCAGGAUCAGGAUGCAUUCUUCACUGUGCCACAGGCUAUGGUGAAGACUAUUGUAUGGAUGCUUGGUGACUUGGCAUAUGAUGACACCUUCCUGGAUGAGGAGAAAACUCUCCAUUACCCUGUUAUGGUUAACAUUCUCUUUGUGGUGUUCGUCACUGUCAUUGGCGGUUUCAUUGUCAACUUGAUCAUUACGCAACCUUCCAAUAAACUAGAUGACUUCAGGGAAAAGGCUUCAUUUCAUCUUGCCGCAAACCGAGUUGCUCUCUUCCUCCGUUUGGAUAUCUGCUUCCCCUUCUUCAAGAAAAUGAGGAUGACCCAGUUCUUCGUAGACGAUAUAAAGGACAAGCACCAUAAUUUUUUGACGAGGAAGCUCCUCAUGCUCGACACAAAGGAGGAAGCACCUGAAGCACCCACUCCUAUCGAGUUCCAGUUGGAAGAACAAAGUAAACAGAUCACUAUGUUACUGAGCUUGCAAAUGGAACAGAAGGAGGAAAUACAAGAACUGAAACACCAAUUGAAAAUAUUGGUUAAUAAGACUCUGCAGUAAAUUCUGAAUUCUGAUUGUUGAUUCUUUCUUGUUUGAUGCAAAGAUACUUAUUUGAAUGUUGACUCCUUUUUUUGUUUACAUAAGACUGCAGCUGUGCUGUGA
This is a messenger RNA of Penaeus indicus, 3707 nucleotides long. RefSeq names its product transient receptor potential cation channel subfamily A member 1-like. The record is from RefSeq and is a predicted model, not a curated record. Gene Ontology annotation, molecular function: protein binding. NCBI's taxonomy places the organism in Eukaryota, Metazoa, Arthropoda, Malacostraca, Decapoda, Penaeidae. The coding region runs from base 162 to 3605 and encodes 1147 amino acids. The transcript is spliced from 9 exons.